AUGCCGUACUUGGAGCUAGCCAGAUUUGGGUCAGUAGCAUUGAUCCGGUCCUCCGACUUGCGCUUUGAUUUAUUAUCUGCGCUAGUGGAGCGGUGGUGCUCGGAGACUCACAUUUUUCAUUUUCCGUGCGGGGAGUGUAUGGUGACCUUGGAGGAUGUUGCAUUGCAGCUUGAGCUCCCAAUUGACGGGAGUCCCGUAACGGGAGUAUCUUCAUUUACCGAUCUGGCUGCACUUUGUUAUCAGCUCCUAGGAGACUCGCUAGGGGACGGGGCAGUACUCAUGCCUGAUGCAAACGACGACAAUGUGCAUAUGAUGUACUUGCCCCUGUUAGCUGAUUUGUCCACUGCUAGGUCGUAUAGCAGAGGUUCCGCCGUUCUAGCAAUGUUGUACCGGGAGCUUUGUCGGGCGACAAACUCGGAUGUAACUGACAUGGGCGAAUGCCUCAUACUACUACAGUCCUGGGCGUUUAUCGGCUACCAUUUUUGGCAUCCGUUAGUCACCAACCGUAUCUGUAUCCACUGCCACUCAGGUGAUAAAAUAUAA
Gossypium raimondii (Peruvian cotton) is the source of this 543-nucleotide messenger RNA. RefSeq names its product protein MAINTENANCE OF MERISTEMS-like. The transcript is spliced from 2 exons. The coding region runs from base 1 to 543 and encodes 180 amino acids. The record is from RefSeq and is a predicted model, not a curated record. Gene Ontology annotation, biological process: meristem maintenance; meristem development. Lineage: Eukaryota; Viridiplantae; Streptophyta; Magnoliopsida; Malvales; Malvaceae.